This is a messenger RNA of Sipha flava (yellow sugarcane aphid), 1993 nucleotides long. It is a transcript of the gene ergic53, whose product is annotated as protein ERGIC-53. The record is from RefSeq and is a predicted model, not a curated record. Gene Ontology annotation, biological process: endoplasmic reticulum organization; Golgi organization; endoplasmic reticulum to Golgi vesicle-mediated transport. The transcript is spliced from 11 exons. Lineage: Eukaryota; Metazoa; Arthropoda; Insecta; Hemiptera; Aphididae. Gene Ontology annotation, cellular component: Golgi membrane; endoplasmic reticulum-Golgi intermediate compartment; COPII-coated ER to Golgi transport vesicle. Bases 439 to 1992 code for a protein of 517 amino acids. Gene Ontology annotation, molecular function: D-mannose binding.
AUAAUGGGGGUCGUGAUAACGCCGGGCCCACACGCAUCCACGGUUCCCCGUACCGGCGACGGUCACCGAUUCCGCGGACGAAUUCGUUGCAAUCUCAUCGUGCGUGUGCGUGCGUGUCCGACCAUCAGCGGAACGUGUACCGACGCGUGUACUUUUACAUGUGAUAAUAAUCGUCUCGCGAAAAGAUAAGUAGCACCCGCUUGCACGUCAACUACUGGCGCCCCGACGACGUGUUGCGGAACUCGCACGUCGAUAUCGCUAAACACCGACGACUUGCAACGUUAUGUCAAUCGCAUGGCUUUCGGCCCGUUCCGAAUGACGUUUUAAAUGAACAUCGACGGAAAGCAUAGAAACGCUACGUUACGAAUUGUCCGUUUUCGCGCCCAAUAGCGUCGUCAUUGUCGUUGUCCAGGGCAUCUGCUGCGCACCGCUAUCAACAUGACGGCCCGUCUACCAGCUUCACCGUGGACCAUACUCUUUUUGUCCGUGGCCGUUAUUGUCUCAGGUCUCGCGGACGUCGGCCACGCCAACCAGGUCGUGUCUCGGUUCGAGUAUAAGUACAGCUUCAAACCUCCGUAUCUGGCGCAGAAGGACGGAUCUGUACCGUUCUGGGAGUACGGCGGAAAUGCUAUUGCCAGUGCAGAUAACGUUCGUAUUGCACCAUCUUUGAAAAGCCAAAAAGGAGCCAUUUGGACGAAAAGUCAAACGAAGUUUGAUUGGUGGACAGUUGAAAUAAAUUUCAGAAUCAGUGGAAGAGGUAGAAUUGGUGCCGACGGCUUGGCAUUUUGGUAUACAGCAAAUAAAGGCGAUUACCAUGGUCCAGUGUUUGGAAGUUCUGAUAAAUGGAAUGGGUUAGGUGUGUUUUUCGAUUCUUUUGAUAAUGAUGGAAAGCACAACAAUCCUUAUAUCAUGGGCGUUGUAAAUGAUGGGUCACAAGUUUUCGAUCAUGCCAAUGAUGGUUCCACCCAACAGCUAUCUGGAUGUUUGAGAGAUUUCAGAAAUAAACCUUUUGCAACUAGAGCAAAAAUCGAAUAUUAUAUGAAUACAUUAACAGUAUUUUUUCAUAGUGGUAAUACCAACAAUGAAAAGGACUUUGAAAUUUGUUUCCGAAGUGAAAAUGUUUACUUACCAAAGAAUGGUUACUUUGGUGUAUCUGCUGCUACUGGUGGUCUUGCAGAUGAUCACGAUGUAAAUCAUUUUUUAACGUACAGUAUUUACCCACCGGGAACAACAUUCAAACCAUCUGGAACAUCUCAGCAAUCUAAUUUGGAUGAAGAACAAAAAUUGACCAGAGAAUAUGCAGACUACCAACGUAAAUUGGAUCUAGAAAAAGAAGAUUAUAAAACUAAACAUCCAGAAAAUAAACCAAGAGAAGAUAGUGAGUUUGAAGAUUGGUAUGAAACUGAUAGCCAAAGAGAAUUACACCAGAUAUUCUCCGGUCAAAGUCAAAUUGUUGAUUCUGUGAAAGUAUUAAGCCAAAAACUGGAUGAAGUUGUUGGCCGCCAAGAACGGACUCUUGGUUUAUUAUCAAAUGUUCAAUCUACCCUGUCAGUGGUUGGGACACUUGGUGGUACUCAAGGACAACCAAAUGUACCAAUGCCACAGAUGAAUGCUGGUAUGGCAAGAAAUGAACUUGAUUCGCUUAUAAACAACCAAAAUAAUAUCAUUACCUCCAUAAGAGGACUUAGAGAUUUUGUGGCAGAAGUACAUUCAAAGGCUGACAGCAUAAUCAAAAAUCAAGUCCACCAGCCCACAGCACAAGUUCAACCUCUAGGUUAUGAUCAUGUAUCAAUGAUGCAUGAGAUUAGAGACUCGUUGAAUACAAUCAAACGUGAUACAACACAAAAGUCUGGUUAUGCACAACAAACGGCGUGUCCUACUUGCGCAACUAACACAUUUGUUUUAGUUGUUGCAGUAGUCCAAUCGUUAUUAUUUGUCAUCUAUGCUGCAUAUAAGAUUAAGAAAGAGGAUCAAGCCAAGAAAUUUUAUUGAA